AUGUUGUCGGGCGACGCCAUGGAAACCACGAGACUCGGUCAGCUCAACGAGCUGAAGCCCAAGGGCCCUCUGCCCGGCCAGACCGCCGAGAACCCCAACGAGCUGCCUCGUCCCUACAAGUGCCCCUUGUGCGACAAGGCCUUCCACCGCCUUGAGCACCAGACGAGGCACAUCCGCACCCACACUGGAGAGAAGCCUCACGCUUGCCAGUAUCCUGGGUGCAGUAAGAAGUUCUCCCGCUCCGACGAGCUCACCCGUCACUCGAGAAUACACAGCAACCCCAACUCGAGGCGAGGCAAGAACCAGUACAACUCGGGUCCUCAGUCGCACAUGCCCCAGGAUGGAAUGAUGGCCCCUCCCCCGGCGCCCAAGACGAUUCGAUCUGCCCCGACCUCGAGCUUGUCGUCUCCCAAUGUCUCGCCCCCGCACUCCUUCUCUACCUACGUCCUGCCCGCCCAGCAGGGCCACGGCAGCCCCUUUGGACGCCAGUUCCAGGGUAACUCCAACAUGGACAUCUCCAUCCUCGCAAAGGCCGCCAACCAGGUCGAGCGUGAGACCCUCACCGCGCCGCCUUUCCACGGAUCUUCUGCCAGGCAUCACCCUUACUACUCCCACAGCCUGCACAACUCGCGCGGCCACCUUCCCUCUCUCUCUGCCUACCACAUGUCGAGAUCGCACUCCAACGACGAGCACAACGAUGACCACUACUCUGGCUCUCGUCACGCGAAGCGGUCUCGUCCCAACUCGCCCAACUCCACGGCGCCCUCUUCUCCCACCUUCUCCCACGACUCUCUGUCGCCUACUCCGGACCACACCCCUAUUGCCACUCCUGCUCACUCCCCGAGACUUCGGCCCAUGGGCUACGAGCUGCCUUCUCUUCGCAACCUUUCUCUGCAGCACGCGGCCCCUCCCGCUCUGGCUCCCCUCGAGCCUCAUCUGGAGACCCCUUACCUGCCGCCGCCCCCGGCUCCUACCAGCGCUGGAACCCCCACCCGCAACGGUACCUCCUUGACGGACAUCAUCAGCCGGCCCGACGCCAGCAGGAAACUGCCUGUCCCCAAGAUUGGCGUCCACCAGCUCCUCGAUGGAAACGACGGCUUUCAGAGCGGCAGGAGCUCCACCAGCGGCAGCAUCGCCGGCGGUGACCUCAUGGACCGCAUGUAA
Molecule: messenger RNA, 1164 nt
Organism: Colletotrichum spaethianum
Lineage: Eukaryota; Fungi; Ascomycota; Sordariomycetes; Glomerellales; Glomerellaceae
Product: DNA-binding protein creA
Exons: 1
Coding region: 1-1164 (387 amino acids)
Cellular component (GO): cytoplasm; nucleus
Molecular function (GO): RNA polymerase II cis-regulatory region sequence-specific DNA binding
Source: RefSeq, a predicted model, not a curated record